This is a messenger RNA of Vicia faba (fava bean), 507 nucleotides long. The record is from the annotation of a GenBank genome assembly. Lineage: Eukaryota; Viridiplantae; Streptophyta; Magnoliopsida; Fabales; Fabaceae.
AUGAAGAAGGCCAGAUCAUCAACCAGCCAAUUGAAAUGGAGUGGAAACCAAAAUACUGUGAGCUCUGCAAGAAGGUGGGGCACCAAUGCAAUGGAGAAAACCCCAAAGCUACCAAGAAAUGGAGUACUAAAAGCUGGAGAAAGCACGUGCGAUCAUACAAGAGGAUCUGAGAGGAGAAGACAAUAUAAAAUUGCCAAGGCUAGAGAAGAUCUCAUAAAAGCUCACGAGGCUCUGUUGCUUGACCUAAUGAAUGUUCAGAUCAUAGGCAGGGUUAAAAGAUGCACUGAAAAAGUUAUUCAGCUGAAUAGUAUGGAAGAACAAACGCUGCAUCAAAGAGCUAAUCUUGAUUGGCUCAAGAUGGGAGAUGUGAAUAACUCUUUCUUCCAUGCUACCCUUAAAUCCAAAGCUAAGCAAACUCAAUUCCAGACUCUGAUAAAAGAAGAUGGAACUAUCAUCAAUUCUCAGCAGGAUCUGAAGGAGGAGUUUUCAAUUAUUAUGAGAGAAUAG